GGAACAUAACAACCUCCUCCCGCGAAAGAUCCGUCACAAUCGACUCUAAAUCUCUAUCUCACUCUCGUCGAAUUUUUAGCAAGUAGUGGUUUCUGAGAACGAUGAGUCAAGUUUUCGAAAGAUAUGAGCGACAAUACUGUGAGAUUUCUGCAAAUCUCUCAAAGAAAUGUACUUCAGCCAAUGCUCUUGAUGGAGAACAAAAGAAGCAGAAGUUAUCUGAAAUAAAAUCUGGGGUUGAUGAAGCAGAAGCAUUGGUAAAGAAAAUGGACCUCGAGGCGAGAAGUCUUCCACCCAAUGUUAAAUCCAGCCUCCUUGUCAAAUUAAGGGAAUACAAAUCUGAUCUGAACAAUUUCAAGACUGAAGUGAAGAGAAUCACAUCUGGAAACUUAAAUGCUAAUGCUCGAGAUGAGUUACUAGAAGCUGGUAUGGCUGACAAAUUGACGGCUUCAGCUGAUCAAAGAUCAAGAUUGAUGAUGUCAACAGACCGAUUAGGCCGAACCACAGACAGAAUCAAGGACAGUAGGAGAACAAUGCUGGAGACUGAAGAGAUUGGUGUUUCAAUCCUUCAGGAUUUGCACGGGCAGAGAGAGUCUCUCCUACGGGCCCAUGAAACGCUUCAUGGAGUCGAUGAUAACGUGGGAAAGAGCAAGAAAAUAUUGACUGCGAUGACAAGGAGGAUGAAUAGAAACAAAUGGACCAUCGGUGCGAUCAUCACAGUCCUUGUCCUCGCUAUUAUCUUGAUCUUGUACUUCAAACUUACCAGGUGAAGCCUCUCUCAUCACCUGCCUGGCCAAAAUCUUUGUUACUGAACAACUUGUGUUGUGUUCUCUUCUUCUACUUCUCUCGAGCGUCUCUUCUUCUACUUCUCUCGGGUAUUUUUUCUCUUGAGUUACUGUUGUUAUGGUCGCGAUUUUGUUGAUGGUAAAUCUGAGAAUCUAAUAUUGAAAUUAGAACUCAGUCCAUUUCUGUGCUAUUGAAACCUGUUGUGUGAUUGAUUGGCAAUGAAGCUCUUGAUAAUCU
Messenger RNA from Arabidopsis arenosa, 1020 nucleotides. Lineage: Eukaryota; Viridiplantae; Streptophyta; Magnoliopsida; Brassicales; Brassicaceae. The record is from the annotation of a GenBank genome assembly.